This is a messenger RNA of Nerophis lumbriciformis (worm pipefish), 1230 nucleotides long. NCBI's taxonomy places the organism in Eukaryota, Metazoa, Chordata, Actinopteri, Syngnathiformes, Syngnathidae. The record is from RefSeq and is a predicted model, not a curated record.
AUGGCUCAUCUUCGAGACAUGCAAAACCAGAACUCCCGUUUGGAUCCCGAGGAGUACUUCACCAAACUAGAGCGCAUCGGCAAAGGCUCCUUCGGCGAGGUCUACAAAGGCAUCAACGACCGCACCAAGGAGGUGGUGGCCAUUAAAAUCAUCGAUUUGGAGGAGGCCGAGGAUGAAAUAGAAGACAUCCAGCAGGAGAUCACGGUCUUAAGUCAGUGCGAUAGUCCCUUCGUCACCAAGUAUUACGGCUCUUACCUCAAGGGAACCAAGCUGUGGAUUAUCAUGGAGUAUUUAGGUGGCGGAUCUGCUCUGGAUUUGUUGCGCCCGGGACCUCUGGAAGAGACCUAUAUCGCUACCAUACUACGGGAAAUCCUCAAGGGCUUGGAGUAUUUGCAUUCGGAAAGGAAGAUUCACAGAGAUAUCAAAGCCGCCAACGUGCUGUUGUCCGAGCAGGGCGAAGUCAAGUUGGCGGAUUUCGGCGUGGCCGGACAGUUGACCGACACGCAGAUUAAGAGGAACACCUUCGUGGGCACGCCCUUCUGGAUGGCGCCGGAGGUCAUCAAGCAGUCGGCGUACGACUUCAAGGCGGACAUUUGGUCCCUGGGAAUCACCGCCAUCGAGCUGGCCAAAGGCGAACCCCCCAACUCGGACCUGCAUCCCAUGCGGGUCCUCUUCCUCAUUCCCAAAAACACUCCGCCCGCCCUGGAAGGAGCCUACAGCAAAGCGUUCAAGGAGUUCGUGGAGGCCUGUCUGAAUAAAGACCCGCGUUUCAGGCCGACGGCCAAAGAGCUGCUGAAGCACAAGUUCGUCGCCCGCUACACCAAGAAGACGGCCUACCUGACGGAGCUCGUCGACCGCUACCGCCGCUGGAAGUCGGAAGGACACGGGGAGGAGUCCGGCUCCGACGACUCGGAUAUGGACGCCGACGGCGAUGUGGAUUCCUGCCCCGUCUGGACUUUCCCCACAGUCAGACCCAACUCUUUGAACAAAUUACAGAAGGGCUACGCGCGUACGGGCUCGGAGGCGAAAGAUUGUGUCAAGAGGCAACCCAAGUCGCAGUGCUUGUCUGCCUUGGUCACGCCCAUCUUUAGAGAGCUGAAGGAGAAGCGGCGAGCGAGCGGCGCCGGGGCCAUGGAGGAGCUGGAGAACGCCUUCGACCUGGCGGAGGAAUCCUGUCCGGGGAUCUCCGACCGCCUGGUCGCGCACAUGAUGGAGAGGGUGUGCCGGUAG